Messenger RNA from Porites lobata, 1803 nucleotides. The record is from the annotation of a GenBank genome assembly. Lineage: Eukaryota; Metazoa; Cnidaria; Anthozoa; Scleractinia; Poritidae.
AUGGGGUUUCUUUACACCACCAGUUGCUGGAGCGCUCUUUCUUGCUGCUUUGGUGGCAAGUUGCUUGCGAGGGGCUUUCCCACCAGUUGAUUUACGAGCAGUCUGCUUAGUACGAGCCAUCUUAUACGAAAUAAUCGAUCAAGGAAGAAGAUUGAAAAGGGUGAGCGCUACUCAGGUUUAUACUUCGCGCCUGCAUCGGUGAUUGGUUCUUUUUCGCAAGCGGUGAUUGGUCAAAAAACGGAGUAACUAUGUCUUGAUUGGCUAGUAAAACGUGCACAACCAUUGGUUCGCUUACGCAACCUUCGAUCCAUAUUUCCAUCGAAGCUCGAAGGUCACCAAUUCUAAAAUUGAGUGUAUUGUGUCCUGUGAAUGCAAAUUUAUCUAUAUUACUUCAAAGCUACGCUUUAACGCCCCCCAACAACAGCUACCGGUAACAUUAUCAAGUCCUUCAAAAUGAACCGUUCUUUAUACCCUGCAUCGUGUCCCCCUAUUGAAAACAUGGUACAUAUCCCUACCUGCAUAGUGAUGGUGGGUUUACCUGCUAGAGGCAAGACUUACAUCUCUAGAAAACUCACUAGAUAUCUGAACUGGAUCGGCGUCAACACGAAAGUGUUCAAUCUAGGGGAGUAUCGUCGAGAGAUGGCUGGCGCCCACUGCAAACACUCCUUCUUCGAUCCAAACAACGCAAAUGGCAUGAACAUCCGUGAAAAGUGCGCCGAUAGGGCAUUGGAAGACAUAACCGAAUGGCUGAAAGGAAAAGGUCAGGUGGCCAUUUUUGAUGCUACAAACACCACUCGAGCAAGGAGAAAGAAGGUCCAGGAUCACCUCGAUGCGAACGGUUUCACGGGCUUUUUCGUGGAAUCUGUUUGUGACGAUGAUGAGAUUAUUGAGAGCAAUAUAAAAGAGGUAAAAGUGAACUCCCCAGAUUACCAGGGGGUCAACCCAGAUGAGGCUUGUCAAGAUUUCCAAGCUAGGAUCAAUCAGUAUAAGACCCAUUAUGAACCCCUUUCUUUGCAUCAUGAUCAGAACGUGCCCUUUCUAAAAGUGAUUGAUGGAGGAAAACGCUUUCUCAUGAACAAAGUGGAGGGCUACUUGCAGAGUAGAGUACUUUACUACAUAAUGAAUCUGCACAUAACCCCCAGAGCUAUCUACUUGUCUAGGCACGGUGAGAGCAUGAUGAAUACCCAAGGCAGGAUUGGCGGUGAUUCCGAUCUAACUGAAAGAGGCUGGGAGUAUAGCAAAGUGCUGGGGAAGUUUGUGAAGGAGAGCAUGCCUGCCGAUCUGAAAGUGUGGAUCAGCGAAAAGAAGCGGACCAAUCAGACUGCAAAGUUCAUUGAUAGACCCAUUGAGCAAUGGAAGGCCGUUAACGAAAUUGAUGCUGGAGUAUGCGAAGGAAUGACAUAUGAGGAAAUCCAGGAAAAAUACCCUGCGGAUUUUGCUCGAAGAGAUGAGGAUAAAUUUCAUUACAGGUAUGCUCGAGGGGAGUCUUAUGAAGACCUUGUUGCUCGUUUGGAGCCAGUCAUCAUGGAGCUUGAAAGGCAACACAAUGUGCUUGUGAUUUGUCAUCAAGCUGUAGCCCGAUGUCUCUUGGCCUACUUCUUGGAUCACACCUCUGAAGAGCUGCCCUAUUUACGCGUGCCUUUACACACCGUAAUCAAGCUCACUCCUGUCGCAUAUGGUUGCCGUGUGGAACAGUUUGACCUUAAGGUGCCUGCCGUCAACACGCACAGAGAAAAGCCAAAGAUUGUAGCAGUAAGCAGAACAGCUGAAGAUGCUUUAAUGACUGUUCCAGAACAUAAGUAA